UUUUUCCUGAGUAUUGGUGUGUGCAGUGAGGUUUGCCAUGUUGAUCCUACGGGUAGCUUAGACGCUAGGGGGUUCAAACAAUCAACGAAAAAAUACUCCCCUCUUAAAGAGCAAAAAACUCUAAAAAUUAAGAAGAAUCGGAAAACUUCCAAUUCGGAUUUUGUUGAGGAUUUUGAUGAAAGAAAAGCAGAUUCAGUAUCAGGAAUUUCUCCGCUCAAAGAGAAGAAAAUAAACCCUAGAAAAUCCGGGAAAGAGUCCAAGUUUACAAAAUCUGCGAAAUGUAAGAGGAGGGAAAGCAUUGAAGAAGAUGCUAUUACUGGGAAAGACCUUACAGCUAGAAAAGCCAGAGUAACUAAGAAAACUUAAAAAUAGUUGAAAACCUAAAAAGGAAAUUUAUAAUAUUUUUAUGCCAUGCAAACCUAUUUUUAUACUCAGAGAAACUGACAGGCUGUGAUAAUUCAAAAACUAGAUUUGUAUGCAAUAUGCAUGUAAACAUUUUUUAUACUUUCAGAUGAUUCUAGCUUAAAAAUCAGAUUAGCCUGGUCAAAAUGAAGUAUGUGACUGAUUCAAGUGUGUGUUUGUUCUUAACUGUUUGUUCUUUGCUUCUAAGUAUUACUGGAAGCGUUGAAUUAACGUUUGAGUUGCCAGACAGUGCAAAAGAAUGCUUUCAUGAGAUUAUUGAAAAGGAUGUAGAAUCAACUUUAGAGUUUCAGGUUGUGACAGGGGGACAUUAUGAUGUUGAUGUAGAACUUAGAGAUCCAAUGAAGAACGUUCUUUACAAGGAGGUAAAGAAACAGUAUGAUAGUUUCCAGUGGAAAGCAGAUCGAACCGGGGAAUAUAUUGCCUGCUUCUCAAAUGAGUUUUCUACUUUCUCUCAUAAACUUGUCUACAUAGAUUUCCAGGUUGGAGAUGAACUUCCCCUGCCAGGUUUAGAAAACCAGUUGGAACCCCUUACACAGAUGGAGACAUCUGCACGAGAAAUCCACGAAAACCUCAAUUCCGUCAUAGAUUUCCAAACCCAUCAUAGACUCACUGAAACCCAGGGUCGGAAGCGAGGAGAAGAUCUGAAUGAAAGAGUUAUGAUCUGGAGUGGGUUUGUUACUGUCGCCAUCAUGUUUGUGGGGUUCGGACAGGUGUAUGUUCUCAAAUCAUUUUUCGCGGACAAGAAACCUUCUCAGCUAUAUCCUGGGCUCAGAUAGACUUGGAUCCAGUGAAAGACUAUGUUUUCAACUCGUACACUGUACACAUGUCUCAUGUUUUUGUUCAAUCCCUAUUUCAGGCAUUUUCAGUGAUUCACUUUUCAGACUCGGAUUCGAUUGCAAGCAUAUCUAUAUUUUAACUCCAUCCUUUAUGAGACAAAUCCAUUUAUCACCAGCUCCAUUUUUAUGAAAGCAAGUUCACUUAGCAGCUUCAAUCGUUUAAAAAUAUCAGCUAAGGAGCUCAAUUCCCCAGAGACAAAUCCACUAAGCAGCUCCAUUCUUAGAGAAACAAAUCCACUGAUAAGCUCCAUCCACAAAUCAUAACUGAAUUCGUUUUCAGACAUAUCCACCAAUCAGCUUAAUUCGUCUGCAGUAAGGCUGCAUGCUCCAUUUGUUAAAAUUUCUCAAACUUUAAUUAUUUAUACAUUCACUCAAAUUAAGCAAGCUCGCUUUCAGUGACAUGUUUCAACACACUACAGAGAGAACUAAGAUUUAACGACAAGUUUCAGUCCUUUGUAUUAAAAAGUCAAGAAAUGCAUAAUAAUUGUAAAAUUUAUAUGCAACCUCGAUGAUUUUACAGGCUAAUUAUUCUGAAUAAUAAUCCUGUUACGUCUGUGAUUUCUUUCACGGACUGAAUUGUGAUUUAGGAAAAUUAAAUUCAGCAUUCCUGUCAGCUCUGCUUUCUCAUUUAAUUUGAACUGUACUGAUGUUAUGUACAAUACGGUUUGCCAUGUACAUCUUGACAUGUACCUUGAGUUCAGUGUACAUUGUACAUGUUAUAAGAUUUAUUGUUAGUAUUUCUCAAAAUCUCAUGGUUCUGGUACGACGGAAGAGAUGAACCUGGGAUGUUAUUUCGGAUUUAGCAUUUUAUUCAUAAUUUUAUUUCUGUUCAAUUGCUUUGUGUGAACAUGUUAAGUUCAGGAAGU
Eurytemora carolleeae is the source of this 2125-nucleotide messenger RNA. RefSeq names its product transmembrane emp24 domain-containing protein 7 (gene p24-1). Gene Ontology annotation, biological process: intracellular protein transport; Golgi organization; endoplasmic reticulum to Golgi vesicle-mediated transport. The transcript is spliced from 8 exons. The coding region runs from base 549 to 1199 and encodes 216 amino acids. NCBI's taxonomy places the organism in Eukaryota, Metazoa, Arthropoda, Copepoda, Calanoida, Temoridae. The record is from RefSeq and is a predicted model, not a curated record. Gene Ontology annotation, cellular component: COPII-coated ER to Golgi transport vesicle; Golgi apparatus; endoplasmic reticulum.